AAGCGAAAUGAUGAUGUCUUCGUACACCGAUACCUUCAACAACACCGUGGUGAACCAGUAUGGGGAGGAGUUUCCCCUGCUGAUGCCGCGGUGGGGAUACGUGGUGUCAGCGUUUGUGCUGUUCAUCAUUGGAUUCUUCGGCUUCUUCCUAAACCUCAUGGUCAUUUUGCUCAUGUUCAAGGAUCGACAGCUAUGGACCCCGCUGAACAUAAUCCUCUUCAACCUGGUGUGCUCGGACUUCUCCGUGUCGGUGUUGGGCAACCCGCUCACGCUCAUCUCUGCGCUGUUCCACCGCUGGGUGUUUGGCCACACCAUGUGCGUGCUCUACGGAUUCUUCAUGGCCCUACUUGGCAUAACCUCCAUCACGACGCUGACGGUGAUAUCGUUCGAGCGGUACCUCAUGGUGACGCGACCCCUCAGCUCGCGGCACCUCAGCUCCAAGGGGGCCGCGCUGUCCGUGGUGUUCAUCUGGAGCUACUCCCUCGCGCUCACCACCCCCCCACUUAUGGGGUGGGGCAACUACGUCAAUGAGGCUGCUAAUAUUAGUUGCUCCGUGAACUGGCACGAGCAGUCCAUCAACACGCUGACGUACAUCCUGUUCCUGUUCGCGAUGGGGCAGAUCGUGCCGCUCUCCAUCAUCACCUUCAGCUACGUCAACAUCAUCAGGACCAUGAAGAGGAAUUCGAAGCGACUAGGGAGAGUGAGCCGGGCGGAGGCGCGCGCCACCACCAUGGUGUUCAUCAUGAUCAUCUCCUUCACCGUCGCCUGGACGCCGUACUCGCUCUUCGCUCUCAUGGAGCAGUUCGCUACUGAGGGAAUCGUAUCGCCGGGUGCGGGCGUCAUACCUGCUCUCGUGGCAAAGAGUUCCAUUUGCUACGACCCUCUUAUAUAUGUCGGCAUGAAUACACAGUUCCGUCAAUCUAUAAAACGGAUAUUUGGAAUACACUCAAGACGCGGGGGCUCACAGACAGACAGAUGCUACAACAACACGAUGCUGUCACCGGCGCACAAACCGUCCGGUUACAACGACAUUACCGUUAGAUACAACUCAGAAACCAUCACGUCUAUUACACCGAGAAAAAAGAACAACAUCAUCGAAGACUCUGAGAACCACUCCAUCUCCAUGACAGUCAACGAAGUUGGACGACCUCCAGGGAAACUCUACGAAUUAUGCACAAUACAAGAAGCUAAAACAAAUUCUGAAGCCGAAAAAUCAGGAGACACUGUCGACGAUGAAGAAAGCUGCACGAGUAAUAAAAAAUUUGAUGAAGUUUGUGCAGAAUCUUGGAAAACCAUGAAGGUACCAUCACCAGUAGUUACAAUGGUAGAUAGCCAACGUUUUCUUUUUACUCGAGCACCAAAUGGUGAUACCAAAGAAUCUCCUAGUGUAGACAAAGCAUUAAUUGAUUUUAGUGAAUUCAAAGUUACCAAAAGGCCUCUAAAGAAUAGUUAUUCUUUAGACCUAGGUGGUGUUGCAACUGAAGGUAGGCGGAGGAAGUUUUCAAUUGAAACGAAGCUUGAAACUUUUAGUCCGUCGAAAAUAUUUUCUAAAGAAAGAGUUGUUAGCAAACUAUUUGAUUCCGAUUCAAGGCACGACAGUGCCAAAAGUUACUUGUGCGCGAACGAAGGAGAUUGCAGUGACGAUGAUAACUAAAUAUAGAUAGUUAAUAAUUAAUUUAUCACUCUAUUAUUAUAUAUUCAAUAUAUGAUUACAAAACAUGGAAGCGUAGCAGGGUUUGCGUCACUAAAAUCUAUGACAAAUGUAACGGCAAAGUAAUUUUGCUUUAUAUUAUCUCAUUCUUAAUAAACACCUGUAAUGUAACAGUUAUGCUUUUUGAAAUUUUAUAUAUCGACUGUUAUAUUCUCCAUAUCUGUUCUGUUGUGUUAAUAAUUCUCUGAUACCGAAUUUAUCUUAAACACUUUUUGUAUUAUUUACUUCAAGCAGUUUUUUUAAGCUUUUCAUGAUUAAAUUGUGAUUUAUUUUGUCAAAAUUAUAUUGUGAGCGUAUGCUCGUAGGAUAAGAAUGAAAGCUAGUCAAGGAUCUGUGAUAAAGAUAUCAGUGCCAAGAAUAAAUAUAUACCUAAUUUAUCUAAAGUAUUUUGAUGUUAAUGAAACGAAUUAUUAUAUAACUUAUUAAGGAUCAAUUAAAUAGAGUAUAAGAGUAAGAAUGUUUUUCUUUAAGGAGAAAUACCUAUGAUAAUAUUGAAGUAUGAAUCGAAAAAUGAUAUAAUACUAGUAUUAUACCUAAUAAUAUAAUUAGGUAUAUUGAUCAAAAUAUUUCGUAUGUUUAAGAAUGUAAGAAAUAACAAGUGAGUUUUUAAUAUAACCCUAGCACAAGAAUCAGUUUUUCACAUGCUGUAUUUAUUUAAUUAUUAUGUAUCUUAUCUUAUCGUAUCUUUGAAAAAUUUUGCAAAAAAAUACGACUUGUGUUCUGAAAAAUUUUUGUAAUAUAUGUCUACCUUUUGGCAUUUUUUUAAUUUUGGCUAUAAAGUAUAAGCGAAUAAUUAGGUAUUUUGAAAAAUAAUUGGUUACCUAACCAAUAAAUUUCUUCAAACACGAACAAU
Molecule: messenger RNA, 2564 nt
Organism: Bicyclus anynana (squinting bush brown)
Lineage: Eukaryota; Metazoa; Arthropoda; Insecta; Lepidoptera; Nymphalidae
Product: parapinopsin-like
Exons: 7
Coding region: 8-1654 (548 amino acids)
Biological process (GO): G protein-coupled receptor signaling pathway
Cellular component (GO): membrane; photoreceptor outer segment
Molecular function (GO): G protein-coupled receptor activity
Source: RefSeq, a predicted model, not a curated record